GUCCCAGGACUCGUUGCGCGACCCCGGCCGGAAGUCGGCGAGUUCCCCAGAGUGUCUGUGUCUGUCUGUGUCUCCCGGCGGCGCGCGGCCCGGGACCAGAGCCUGGGAUCCCCGCCGGAGGCGUCACCAGUCUCGCUAGCAUUACCCUAUCGCGCUCUUCUAGAGGGGAGUAGACCCGGCCCGUCGCCGGGCAGAGAAGAUGUUGCCUCUGUCCAUCAAGGACGAUGAAUACAAACCACCCAAGUUCAAUCUGUUCGGCAAGAUCUCGGGCUGGUUUAGGUCUAUCCUGUCGGACAAGACGUCCCGGAACCUGUUUUUCUUCCUGUGUCUGAACCUUUCUUUCGCUUUUGUGGAACUACUCUACGGCAUCUGGAGCAACUGCUUAGGCUUGAUUUCCGACUCUUUUCACAUGUUUUUUGAUAGUACUGCCAUUUUGGCUGGAUUGGCAGCAUCUGUUAUUUCAAAAUGGAGAGACAAUGAUGCUUUUUCUUAUGGGUAUGUUAGAGCAGAAGUUUUGGCUGGCUUUGUCAAUGGCCUGUUUUUGAUCUUCACUGCUUUCUUUAUUUUCUCCGAAGGAGUGGAGAGAGCAUUAGCCCCCCCAGAUGUGCACCAUGAGCGACUGCUUCUUGUUUCUAUUCUUGGGUUUGUCGUGAACCUGGUGGGAAUAUUUGUUUUCAAGCAUGGAGGUCAUGGACAUUCUCAUGGCUCUGGUCAUGGACACAGUCAUUCCCUUUUUAAUGGUGCUUUGGAUCAGGCGCAUGGCCAUGGAGAUCAUUGCCACAGUCAGGAAUUGAAACAUGGUGCUGCACAUAGCCAUGAUCAUGCUCAUGGACAUGGGCAUUUUCAUUCUCAUGAUGGACCCUCCUUAAAAGAAACAACAGGACCCAGCAGACAGAUUUUACAAGGUGUAUUUUUACACAUUCUAGCAGAUACACUUGGGAGUAUUGGUGUAAUUGCCUCUGCCAUCAUGAUGCAAAACUUUGGUCUGAUGAUAGCAGAUCCUAUUUGUUCAAUCUUGAUAGCCAUACUGAUAGUUAUAAGUGUUAUUCCUCUCUUAAGAGAGUCUGUUGGAAUAUUAAUGCAGAGAACUCCUCCCCUGUUGGAAAAUAAUCUGCCUCAGUGCUAUCAGAGGGUGCAGCAAUUGCAAGGAGUUUACAAUUUACAAGAGCAGCACUUUUGGACCUUAUGUUCUGAUGUUUAUGUUGGGACAUUGAAAUUAAUAGUAGCACCUGAUGCUGAUGCCAGAUGGAUUUUAAGCCAAACACACAACAUUUUUACACAGGCUGGAGUGAGACAGCUUUAUGUACAGAUUGACUUUGCGGCCAUGUGAUGAAUGAAAAGAAAUUGGGCUUUUUGAGGACCUAAUUUUCCUGGUACUAUACAAUCCAAAAUAUUGUACCCAUUUUUUUUUAAAGUAGAGAAAUCAUCACUACAACUCCUCAGCACCAAGUAGACCAGAUAGAACCAGCUGGUUGUGCUCUGCUGGGAACUCACAGAUAAGGGAUCAGAAAUAAGAUGAUCUCUCGGACCUUGAAUCUUGUCCUUUGUGUUCUUUCCCUCAAAACUACUUUAAUUUCUGAGGUUUCCUGUUUUGUUAUAGGGAGUUGUUAGUUUUUUCUUUUUUACUGUUAUUUUUAUUAUUUUUUGUCAUUUCAAAUGCCCUCAUCCUAACCACGAAGAAAUUCCAAUUGUGGGCCUUCAUUCAUCUGGAAAGUCUUCACUGAAGCUGCUGGAAACCACUGCUUUCAUUCCUACAAAACUAGUGUUACUGGGGGGGGCGGGAUAUGGGAAUCUCUAUUUUACAUGUAAUGCCACAAUUGACGUUCUUCACUAUGAUCAUACAUUUGUAAAAAUUGUUUGUACCUUGCAAACUUAUGAACCAAACCAUAUUGGAUUUUCUAAGUGCCUUUGUAUCAGAAAAUGUAUGUGCCAGCAUAGAAAUGUACCAUCAACGGUCAUGUAUAUGAGUUUUAUGGAUAUUCUGUAAUCUGUACAAAAUAAGAUUCUUACUAGUAUUACAAACAGAAUGUCUUUUUGUGUACUUCCAGUGUGGAUUUGGAUUUAUGAAAAUUUUUGUUUUAUCUCAUCAAAAAAAUAAAAGGUAUUACUUUGCUUUUUAAAUCAAAUUUAGUUUAGCACACUGAAUGACUGUGGGCUAUAUUUUCAAAAUUCUGCAGAUGCAUCUAUAAUACAUAGUUGAAUUGCUUUAACAUAAAACAUUUGCUCAAUUACUAAUUUCUAUAAAGCUACUGUGUCUGUGAAAGCUUCCUAUGUUUUUCCGAUUUUAUUAAUGAAAAGGCAUGCAGAGUAAAGACAGAAGUAAUUGUAACAAUGUUAUUUUUCAUUCUUAAAAUGCCAUGUUAUACCAUUUGUUUUCCUGUGCAAGCAUUGCACAAAUACAAUUGCUUUCAAAAAUCUUGAAGCAGUAUUUCAAUGACUUUGAACUAAAUCCAGAACAAAUGUGGCAAUAUAGAACUCUUCCCUACAUAGGAAGCUUAGAAAUUAGUAAAUAAUUUGAUUUUUAGGUUCUGGUGGUUUUGAAAAUAAAAUUAUAAUGAGACGACUGGUGCUUGAACACUCAAAUAUUUUCUUAUGUCUUAUGAAAAAAUACUGGGUAAGCAUUUUCCACAUGUGCUUCAUUUUACCACAGUAUAUAUAUAACCCCCUUUAACUUUAAAAAAAAAAAAAAAAACAGUUGUUGGUGGGAAAUCUUGAAAUGUAGAAAUGAUUGUCUAGAUUGUUAGAAUAAGACGCACUUUUUUCUUUUUUUUACUGCCAUGGAAGAAAUCACUGUUGAUUUUUGUCCAAUUUUUGAAGUAGUUGCCUAUUUCUGGCUUAUAAUUUACAAGCUGCAUUGUAUUAGGAAAACUAAUCACUAUCAACAUGCUUUUUUAAAACUAUUUCAGAUUACCAUGAACUAUGGUUGUUUUCCAUUUUGCAGAUUAAAUAGUAUCUUCAAAACAAUUCUUCCUUCCUUUCAGGCAAUUCUGCAACUAAGAGUCCCCACAGUAGAGUGCACUUCAUAGAAACAGGUGUUUGAGAUAUCUUAGGAGAGUACAAAAUGAAAUAAAAGUCCUGAUAAUGGUACUGCUUUUUCAUUGUAACUGUAAGUGGAUAUUUGGGACUCAAAACUACUACAAACCUGAUAGAAGCCUGACAUGUUCUGUGGGUUUUGGCAUCAGAUUUAGCUGAAAGCAGAGAUUGUAUGUGUGUGCCUUGAGAAGUCUAUUAUUUGCCAGUGUACUGAUAUUUCACAGAGGGAAAUACUAUUUGCACUGGCCUGUAAACUUUACUAAUGCAUUUUGAAUAUCCAGUUUUGCCUUUCACAAGCUCUUCAUUCCAGUGAAGCUUCUGCCAAAAUAUGUAUCACUGUUCAUUUGUCCUCUGAAUAUACAGUGCACGUGUAUGUUUUCUUUUCUUUGAUAAAGCUUAGAGUACAUAGUAUGUUAAGCUGAUCAAAUGAAUUUUUGAACCUGUUUUAAGAGAUUGCCAUCUUAUAUCACUUAGCAGGUUGAUAUUAAUAUUUAUGCUUUAACUGAAUGUUCUUAUUUAAGACUGUGUGAGCAGCAGUAGAAAAUUUGUGUUUUAAAGACUUUCUUCCCUCACGCUGAAAAUACUUUUGUCUUAUCAGUGUGCAUGGCACAUAUGUAUUGCUGAAGUAUAUAAAUAAUUUCUUCAAGAAAUACUACCUGACUAUUACUAUAAAAUAAGUCUAGAAUUUCUCUAUUGCUGAGCUAACUUUGGCAGAAGGAAAAAAAAAAAACCAAACCUGUAUCUGAUUAUAACUUUGCUAACAUUUUAAAAACAAAGUUUUCUCUGAAAAACAAAUUUGUAUUUCAGAAAGUUCGCUUUGCUUUUUGAACUUUCCAAUACAGGAAUAUACCUAUACUAGUUUUGUGUUUUCUAAAUCUGUCCUAAUUAAGUGAAGGGCUUCUAUAUACAUCUUCCUUAUUUUGCUGACACCAUGUGUACCUUUAUGAAGAAUGACAUCCUUAUAUUAUCAUCACCACAUCUGCUGCAGAGUCAUAAGAAAGUGUUGACAGAUGUUACUGUCAUUAUGAUAUGUACCAGUUGCCAAAUACUGUGGCUUGUGUGAACCCUUGUAAAAUAUUUACAUCAUUGACCCCAAAUGCAGCUUAUCAGAGUUCUGUGAUGUUUUCAUCUACUGUAGAUAUAGUCCAUUUUAUAGAGAUCAUUAAUAUGGUGGUAUCCUGGUAUAUAAUGAUGGGAUUGAAAACCAAAAGCAUCUUAUAGCUUAAUAGAAAAUUUGACAUCUAAGGGGACUGUCCUUACAACAAGUCUCCUUCUACCUCUUAUUUUACAGAUGAGAAAACUGAAGUUCAGAGAAGUUAUUUACUCAUUACUGAGAUAAUUAGUGGUAGGACCAGGAUUAGAAUCCAGCUCUUCUGACUCCAAGUCAAGAGGUCUUUGUACUCUACUGUGCAGCCUUUCAUUGUAGUGUUUGCCUUUCUGUGAAUGUGAUGAAGAAGCAUCUGUAAAUAAAGGACAUCUGACCUCCAUUUUUGGUACACUAAGGCACUUUAUAAAUGAAUUUUUACUGUCUCAUUUUUCAUAUCUAAUUAGAAGACAGCAUAUUAUUUACAUAGUAUUCUUUAUGAAAAUAAUUUUUUACUCUUUUUUUUUUACGUUUUUUACUCUUGUAAAAAUCAGUUCCUAGUUUUUAAAAGAAAUGACCUUUGUGCAUUGGAUGCUUCUUUUUUUUUUUUUUUUGCAUUGGAUGCUUCUAACGUGAUUUUUUUUCUGCUUUUUGCCCAACAUUAAAUCCAGUUUAAGGCUUGCUUUAUUUUGUUUGAAUUCUGUGAAUAGGUACUUUUUAAAAAACAAGGCUAAUUCACAGGUCUUAUCAUUUCAGUCUUGCCACUGUAGUACUUGGUCACUGGAGAACCUUUGCAUUUUUAAAAUUAUUCUAGGAGCAAAAUUGGACAUUAAAUGUUAUCUGUAACAAAUCUUUUAAUAGGGUAGAAUUUUGAAGUUUUACCGAGUCCCAAAUGCUAAUUUGCUAGUUUCACCUCUUAAUAAAAGCAUAACCUUGAGACAGACUUUUUGCUUUCACUGUCAUUGAAAUAAAUUUUUUUCUGACUCACAAGAACUUUGGUAUAAAGGGAAUUAUUUUAUAGUUUGAAGAACAUUUCUUGAAUGUUUCCCAUCAAUGAAGACUGUGUAAAGAUUUGAUGACCCUCAGAAAUUUUAGUAAUCAGGAUCUCUACCACAGAAUCAAAACAAGCAAAUGCAGUGAAAACUUAGGUGUCUGAAAACAGUAUUACAGAAAAAGCACAUAGUUCUACUAACAGGCCAACUGGCUUGUAAGUCUUUUUGAUGAGAACAUCUGGCUUGUGUGUAACCUUUCUUUUUAUUUAUGUACCAAGCUUUAUGUGUGUGACCUUUUUCUUGUUAUCACAUUAUUAUUAUAAAGAACUAUGCAUGAUUUUUAUGAUCAACUCAAAUACACUUCCUCUUCUCUUUUAAUACCUUUUUAAGGAGAAAAUUUCCCAACCCCACUUUAGAAAGGAAGAAACUACUGGGAGAGAAUUUCAGUGAUUUCACUGAGGGUGAAGUGCAGUCUCUAAAGCUGGAGUAUUCUAAUUUUCUAAUGGCUGCUCUGUUUAUAAAAGAUAUCCUGGGAGUUGGGCGGUAGCGCAGCGGGUUAAGCGCAAAUGGCACCAAGCGCAAGAAUCCUGGCUCAAGCCCCCAGCUCCCCACCUGCAGGGGUGUCCCUUCACAGGAGGUGAAGCAGGUCUGCAGGUGUCUGUCUUUCUCUCCCCCUCUCUGUCUUCCCCUUCUCUCUCCAUUUCUCUCUGUCCUAUCUGACAACAAUAAUAACUACAACAAUAAAACAAAGGAAUAAAUAAAUAAAUUUAAAAUAAUAAAAAAACAAAAGGUAAUAACUAAAUGUAAAAUAAUAAUAAAAAAGUUUAAAAAAAGAUAUCCUAUAAUGACUUAAGAGUCCUAGUUGUGGGAGAUAUAAACAGUCCUGUGAAAUUAGUGCAUAUUUACAAUGACAAAAUUGGUAAAGGAGAACAACUAUCUGCUGUUGAAAUGUGUUCCUUCUUUCUGUGCUCUAUUCUUAUUUCCUACCUUCCCAUUUUUCCAUUAAAUUUAAGCUGCAGGCAAAAAAAGAAAAAAAGAAAGACAAUCUGAACUGCUUUAAGAACUUUUAAGACAUUUUUUAAGUAACAAGCCUUAUUUUUAUUUUUUGCUUUUAUUCAGACUAACCUGCUUAAUAAGGACUAACUCAAAGAGAAAAGAGAAAAUGAACUCCUGCCCAAGAGAUGUUAACUUAGUUUAUUAGGGAAAAAAAAAAAAAUUUCUUCUCCACAGCUCUACUCAACUCUGACUUACAGUAGUGAGAGGGAUUUAACUGGGACCUCAGAGCCUCAUGCAUGGUAGUCUGAGUAACCAUCAUGCUAUCUCCCCACCCAGGAAAUUGUCUUUGAUUUACAUAACGUUGAAUAGCCUUUCAAAAGAGAAUCUGUUUGAACUCUUCCCAUAACUAAAAAUUUAUAAUUUUGACUAUGCUAUUGGGGAGUUGGUAAAAUGAAGAAUGGCUUUGUCUUGUACAUCCCACUAGCCCCCAAGUUAGCAUGAAUUUAUGUUUACAUGCUCCAUAAAUGUUUACUGAACUAGUGAAUCGAUAUUGUGGUUAGAAGUGGAUACAAAGGGUUGAGGAUCGGUAAAAUGACUAAUCGGCAAUGCACUGCAGAAGGUAUCUCAAAUUGGGUGUUUAUGUACAAAUAACUUUAUAUUUACCUUUUCCAUUUUUUUCAAGUAGCCUUAUAAUCAGUUAAUUUGUUUAACACAAGAAUGGUGAAAACAUAGAAAUGUUGACCUAUUUUUCAUGUUACUAAAUAGGAAUUUGUCAAAGCUGUGACUAAAUUCUGGGUCACUUGAAUUUUUAUAUAUUAUAUAUAGCCAGAGGAAAACCACCUUGUUCCCUUUUCUAUGGGUAAUUAUUAAUCUUACUUUAAAGACUAGAUAGAACAUGUCUUCUUCAUAAUUUACCUCCAUCCAAAACUUUCAGACAUUAUAUUGACGGUGCUUCUGUAAAUACAACACUAGGCAUAUUCAUUAGGUGAUUUAAAUAUUCUUUGAAAAUUUUCUCCCCCUCAGUACUGAAGUUCAAUAGAUCUUCUCUACACUUUAUCACUUUCUAUCUCUUUCCAUUGAUGUUGCCACUAUAAAGCUUUCUGUAUAGUGUGUGUGGGUGGAAUUUAUUUUGAAUUUUACUACUAGAAUUUUAUUUGUCAGUUAUCAUAUAUAAGUUAGCCUCAAUAAAGUUUGUUUUUAAUUAGGUAUAUUGGGUUUACCAAGCAGUCUUUCUUAGAACAGCAGACUUAGUGAUAUUCCUGCCUAAGUGGUAAGUGCCCCGAUAUUUGUGAGUUGAAUCAAUGUAUGGUUAUAAAAGAUUAUUAUUCUAUUAAACAGAAUGAAUCUUUUAUAUCAAAACUACUGUGAAUGAAAAAUUGCCAAUUCUUUUAUAGUACAUUCUAAAUUGCCCUAUAGCACUGCCUCCCUGUCUUCACUAGUUUGUAAACAUAUGGCCCAGUUGAAUUUGAGUUUGACUCCUUUAGUGGAGAUUAUAGAUGACAUCAAAUCACUUCUAAAAUGUGUGCAAGGCUAGCUUGGAGUGUCAGGUUUCAAAGACAGUUGUAACCAAUUUGAUUAAGUAAAAGUUAUCCAUUAUGGUUUGCCUAAGUAAAAUACAAUGAAUCCAUAAUGUAUAUUUCACCUUUUUUUCUAACUGAAGACAUUCAUGUAUAUAUUUAUUUAACCUCAGAUAUAUUUAAAAAGAAUAAGCAAUUGUAUCAAAUUUCUUCAAUAAAUUUCUUUGAAAAAUCUUUA
Erinaceus europaeus (western European hedgehog) is the source of this 7860-nucleotide messenger RNA. It is a transcript of the gene SLC30A7, whose product is annotated as solute carrier family 30 member 7. The record is from RefSeq and is a predicted model, not a curated record. The coding region runs from base 200 to 1330 and encodes 376 amino acids. The transcript is spliced from 11 exons. Gene Ontology annotation, biological process: zinc ion transport; transmembrane transport; intracellular zinc ion homeostasis. Lineage: Eukaryota; Metazoa; Chordata; Mammalia; Eulipotyphla; Erinaceidae. Gene Ontology annotation, molecular function: zinc ion transmembrane transporter activity. Gene Ontology annotation, cellular component: Golgi apparatus; membrane.